UCAGCUGUUUUGCUGCAACAAACCAAUAGUUGGCAUGGCCAUUGACUAUUAGCUAGAAAACUAAAAUUAAAAAAAUAAAACGAUGCACAGCUAGGAAGUUUGUAGCCUCGGAAGAAUAUAUCACUGUUUUAUUUAUUUAGGCGUAUAAAGCAGGAUAUAGGAAGUGUACAUUCCAAAGUUUCAACGAAUGCUGUCGUAUCUACAGAGUAAAACCCACAGGGUUUAGGGCGAAGUCCCUCUGAGAACGCAGCAUGGAUUGGCACAUGAAUUUGGUACUGCCCGGCCUCUAUGUAGGCAAUUACCGCGAUUCGAAAGAUCAACAGCAGCUGGACAAGUAUCAAAUUACACACAUUAUAGCUAUACACGAUAGUCCGCGGCGUUUGCUGCCGGACAAACACUAUCUCUGCGUCAUGGCUGCCGAUACGCCCGAUCAGAAUCUAUCGCAAUAUUUUUCUGUUUGCAAUGAUUUCAUACAUGCCGCCCGAUUGCGUGAAGGUAAUGUGCUCAUUCAUUGUUUAGCUGGCAUGUCGCGUUCGGUCACUGUUGCUGUGGCGUACAUAAUGACCGCCACGAACUUAACUUGGAAGGAGGCGUUGAAGGUAGUGCGCGCUGGGCGCGCUGUUGCCAAUCCGAAUAUCGGUUUCCAAACACAGCUGCAAGAGUUCGAAAUGUAUCGCUUGGUGGAAGAGCGUAAGCGUUUGCGUGAGCGGUUUCCUUCGACGGCACUGGAGCAAUUGGAUCGUUCUAAGUGUUCAGCAGCAUUGGACAACUACCAAGAGUUAUUGCAAAAUAAGGAUAUUUGCGAGGGAAAUUGUGUCCGGGGCGAAAAAUGUCCAACAGGUGUCUGCAAUAUGGACCCUUCAAAAGGUCUCUUCCGUCGACGGCCAUCCACAGCUUCGACCCGUUCGCGCCUUCGCGGCCAACCCUCUUCGUCCAGCGCGUCUGCGUCGCCUUCGAUAUCAGGUUCUGGCAUUAGCAACGUAAUCGCAACUAACGUCGCGCAAUCGUGUCCGACAUCGCCAAGCCACUCACAGGUUACAAGGCGUUCACUGGGCGGUCAAAAAAUACCCGAAGACGAAGAAGCGCGUAGUGCUUCUGUAACAGGGCCAACAGCAACUACUACUACACAACCUAACAACACAACCACCAACACCGGCAACAACACCACCACGGCUACGUCGGAAACGACAACCACCACGACCACCACCACCGUUACUUUGUCACCGCGCAUAGCGACGGCAAGCAGUUCAAAAGAGGCUGCUGAAUAUGCAGCCGCCAUUAGCGAUGCAAAGCGGGAGCGUGAGGCGUUACAAAAGUCACCACCCGCUGCACGCUUGCGCAAUCCACGUGUCAGCAGCGCAGGCAGCCGCCUCAUCAGCAGUACAGCAAAGGCGCGUGCCGCCGUUUCCGCUACAGUGACAGCGCAACAGGAUGAAUUGGAACGGUGUAAUGCGGGUAAUGGUUCCGGCGGUGGCAGUGCUGGACAAACACAGCUGCAACGCAGUGCCAGCACUGUGAGCGGUCUAUCAGUGCGGCCUUACAGCAGCCCGGCUGGUUUGCACGCCUACACAGGAAAAGUGCCUGGUUCGGUACCAUCGUCCGUCCAUGGCUCGCGCGUGGACUUACGUGAUGUCGAUAAGGGAUCGGCAAUUUAUCUUGGCUGCUCAGCGCCCCGCAAUUCAACGCUAUCACUGUCUUCACGCACCUCAUCGGGCAGUUCGGCGCCACCUUCGCCGGUACGCACGCCACCGGUAAGUCCACGACAUGGAGUGAGAAGGGCUGCGACUAUGGUGAAAAGACAGCAGCAGCAGCAACAGCAAAGGUGAAACAACUGUAAAGCUUGAUAAUGGCGUGUGGUAUUGAUUAUUGCUGGUUCAAUCAAAAUAACCGCUUAGAAGCGGAAACGGAAUUGUUAGUAAAUCAGCUACACUCGACGUAGCGUAGAAUUCACAAUGUAUGUAUGCUAGAUCAGCGCGAAGUAGAAAUCUUCGUAUAGGUUCCUUUAAUUGUGAAAGCUGCUUAGAAGUAUUUUUUGUUUGUUGUCGGUUCGUGUUGAACUGAAGCCUACAACAUUGUUAAUAGACGAUUGGUUAUGGCAACCAAAAGAACUCCUUUGUGCGCUUAGCUUAUAUGUAGCAUAGAAUUUCCAGAAACUCAAAGCAAUUACAUAAUUAAUUUUAAGCGAAGUACUUUAAAAAAUAAUGUUUUUUACUAUACUCACUAAUUAACUUGUUGUUGCUUAGCUGUAAAAGUAAAAAUUACAACUUCAAUAAAUUUUAAGGAUCCAACUAGUAUAGAUAAGUUGUAAUAUUUAAGCCACCUUUUAGUAGAAGUCUUACUAGGACGGCGGAUGUUUAGGUUAAAAGCUAGGAAGUUACCACUAUAUUCAAUUAAAAGCUGUUGGAGUGAACGAAAAUGAAAAUUGGUCAGGGACCAUAAGUUCAGAAGCCAUUUUGCUGUUGCAAUAAAAUAAUACACAGUGCAGUUCUGCCGUCAGUUUCGCCUAGGUUAUGUUUUUGAUAACUUAAUUUAUAUUAUUUUUUAAUAAAAACUUACCUCUCUGAUGGGUUUAUAAUAAUGUAAUUCUUUUCCACACAAUUUCUACCCUUUUCCUUCUUUUCCUGAUUUUCUGAGAUUUUUACAUAUUUCUCACACUUUGAACUGCAUCACUCACUCACCAAAAUUAUUUAAUUGGAAAAUUUGCAAACACUAAUUUGGCAAUUAUUUAACUUUCUUGUUGCAGAAAACACACAUAACUUUUUAAUUUCUUUGAGGAGACGUCGUUUAAUUCACUUUUCUGCACAUAUUUCACAAUUUUCACUGAUUUUCAACUUACAGAAAGGAAAUAGGCGCGUAGCGGUUAGAAUGGCGGCGGAAACUGAUUGACAGCGCAGAGUUGUACUUGCACUUGCAAAAUAUUAACGACGGUAUUCACUAACUGGUCGAAAAAGUGUUGUGUAACAUAUGGAAUUAUUCUUGGAAUAUAUUAUAUAAAAUAAUAAACUUAAAUAAAAUACAAAUCA
This is a messenger RNA of Rhagoletis zephyria (snowberry fruit fly), 3023 nucleotides long. RefSeq names its product tyrosine-protein phosphatase vhp-1. Gene Ontology annotation, molecular function: protein tyrosine phosphatase activity. Gene Ontology annotation, cellular component: cytosol. NCBI's taxonomy places the organism in Eukaryota, Metazoa, Arthropoda, Insecta, Diptera, Tephritidae. Gene Ontology annotation, biological process: signal transduction; protein dephosphorylation. The record is from RefSeq and is a predicted model, not a curated record.